This is a messenger RNA of Mus musculus (house mouse), 9054 nucleotides long. It is a transcript of the gene Caln1, whose product is annotated as calneuron 1. The record is from RefSeq and is marked validated. The transcript is spliced from 7 exons. Lineage: Eukaryota; Metazoa; Chordata; Mammalia; Rodentia; Muridae. Gene Ontology annotation, cellular component: trans-Golgi network membrane; perinuclear region of cytoplasm; Golgi apparatus. Gene Ontology annotation, molecular function: calcium ion binding. Bases 267 to 1052 code for a protein of 261 amino acids.
ACACUUCCCCGAUUCGUAGUUGGACCGGGGCACCGUAGCCAGGGUCCCACACUCUUCGGCGGGCUGCAUGGACUGAGCCAAUUCGGUGUGGAAGAUCUCCUGGCUGUGGCGGUGUGGCUAAUCCACCUUCGCAGCUCCAGUAGUCAGUCUGGAGUCCUUCUGGAAGCAGCUCUAAGGAACAAGCCAAGAACUCAGACUCUCAAUGUCUUCGCUGAUGCUCCUUUGAGGUACCCCCAAAUCUCUGACCACAUCACCCUGGACCCCCGAUGCGGCUGCCUGAGCAACCUGGAGAUGGGAAGCCUGAGAAUGAGACAAAGGGGGACCAAGAAACCCCCGAAAGGGGAGAGGAGCCACGGAGAAGCCCAGCCCCUGACUUCCCCACCUGGGAAAAGAUGCCGUUCCACCAUGUAACCGCUGGCUUGUUGUACAAGGGGAAUUACCUCAACCGAUCUCUGUCUGCAGGCAGUGACAGCGAGCAGUUGGCUAAUAUCUCCGUGGAAGAACUGGAUGAAAUCCGAGAAGCCUUCCGUGUUCUGGACAGAGAUGGCAACGGCUUCAUCUCCAAGCAGGAGCUGGGCAUGGCCAUGCGCUCCUUGGGGUACAUGCCGAGCGAAGUGGAGCUGGCUAUCAUCAUGCAGCGUUUGGACAUGGACGGAGAUGGGCAGGUAGAUUUUGAUGAAUUCAUGACGAUUCUUGGGCCCAAGCUGGUGUCAUCAGAAGGUCGGGAUGGUUUUCUUGGAAAUACGAUAGACAGUAUCUUCUGGCAGUUCGACAUGCAGAGAGUCACGCUGGAAGAGCUGAAGCACAUCCUGUACCACGCCUUCCGGGAUCACUUAACGAUGAAGGACAUUGAGAACAUUAUCAUCAACGAGGAGGAGAGUUUGAACGAGACCUCGGGGAACUGCCAGACAGAGUUUGAAGGAGUUCAUUCGCAGAAACAGAACCGACAGACCUGCGUCCGCAAGAGCCUCAUAUGCGCCUUUGCCAUGGCCUUCAUCAUAAGCGUCAUGCUGAUCGCAGCCAACCAGAUCCUGCGGAGCGGCAUGGAGUAGGAUAGCAGCCUUCCACCAGCCACACCGCGUUGCCAGCUCACUGCGCAUGUGCAUGCCCCGCGGGCAGACUCUGUUCAUUCACACGGGAGAUCUGGACCUUUAUGGAUGGAUGCAUUGGUACCCUUCAGUAAAGAACUCAAGUUUGCAGUGCAACCGGGGUCACGGAUCAACUCCAUCUCCUUGGCAGGGACACAAAAGGGCUGUCUUCAAUGCUUUCAUGGUUUUGUUUCCCAAUGCAAUAAAUAGCCAGGAGUUCUCAAUUAUUGCUUCAACCGCCAGUAGCAACUCUGAAGUGGGGGGGAAAAAUACUGCUUUCUUUUCGUCUUGGAAUUCCAGUAGCCAUCCAGAUAGCAUGGUGGCCUCUGAGAGCGAGAAAGAAAAGACAGGUAUAAGCAACAGCCACCUCUAUCCAUGACCCAAUUCUUUCAACCCAGGGACCCACGGAGACUCCCUGCUGAAGUUGACUUCUGGGUUGCUACAGAAAAGGGGACUUUCCAUCUCACCCUGGCUUCCUUCCUCCACCCAGUGGAGACCCCCUCCCACCAAGGCAUGGAGGGGGAAAGCCAUUAAGCAGGGUGCAGCUCCUUGCGGUCCCUGCUGUUCUUUAUCGCCUUUUCUACAGGACACUUGUCGGUAGAGCUGGGGCACUCUCGGUUGGUUUCCAUGGCUCUUGGCUUUCUGUUUCUGAAGUCCAUCCCGCACCAGCAUCUUGGAAUCUGCAGAGAGCCUGGCUCCCAGCUUUCUUGCCUGUGCUGCCAUUAGAGAAAAGAAAAAAGAAAAAAAAAAAAAAAGAAAAAAUCCAUAACCUGUGUCUCUAUAACCCAGACACGUAGACAGACAAGAGACUUUUCCACGCGUGAUGCUAUUCUCCCCAAAUUGCUUACUCUGGACGUGAAUCUGUUCUCUAUCUCACCCCUAUCUGCUUCUUUAGAGCAGAGGGGGAAGUACCUGGGGGUAGGGAAGGAUUGGGUCUGGCGGCGAGGAGGCCCACACCCCAGGCAUCCGAAGUAACAGAGCCCCUCUGAGCCGCCAUAUUUGACAUCUGUAAGUUAAGAUUGGCCCACAUCUAACCUUCCCCUCAUCUUGGACUUUAUUAGCAAGCCUUUCCCCAGCUAAGAAAAGGAGACCUAGAAGCUUGAAGCAGAAAUAUGGAAGGAUCAAAUUGCUGUAUUUUAUUUAAUAACUCAUGAUAUUCAGGUUGUGCCAAUGACUCAUUAAAAAAAACCAAAAAGACAGAUGCUAAUGGGCGUGGCUGAUAGGACAGAGACUUGAUCAGUGUUCUGAUCCCAGAACACUUACAUUGGGGCUGAAUAUCUGGGUCUGUUUUAGUAGCAGGCCAAGACUCUCAUUUCUUCGACUUUUCCUGGAUUCAUUAUGAAUUUAAGCCCCAGUGGUCAGAUUAGCCGGUCACCUAUAGACAUGCUAACUCCCUUUGUAUUUUUCUGACCUUUAUCUCUGUAACAAAAUUGUCCUCCUCCAACUUCGGAUCUCAGCCGGAAGAUCCCCAAUUCCCCCUUCCUCUUCCCUUCCCCUUUCCUCCAGCCACACGGAGGUGCCAGCAGCUUUGCUCUCUACAUUCUGCUGGGUAGGUUUUUAUGGUGCAAUGCAUAUCCCUCUAGCCUACUUUCUCUCUCUGCUCCCUCCUUACGUACUCCCUUCUUAGACUUGGAUCACGCAAGGUCUCCACAUAGGGUCUUCCUCCAGUUCACCUCUACGCGCUCUCCAUAUAGUAGUAUGGGGGCAGCUCUAGAUAUUCUCCCACUGUAGGGUGUGGAUAUUCACCAAGAGCACAAGUCAAACUAGGUUUGAGCCAUAGCAUAGAGAGGAGGGAGCAGGUCAGAGGUCCCAAGAAGCCCAAGGGGCACAGAGUCACUUCAUAAAACUGCCUGGAGUCUGGAACAUCCGGGCAGCAGCCUGCCUUCCCUUCUUCCGGUGCCCUUUGCAAACCUGCCCUUAUUGCUUCUUCCCUAGGCUGAGUCACCAUGUUCCCCUUAGGGCCAGACUCCUGAACUAGAGCAGGCAGAGACACAGAAUCUUAAUACACUUCACAAUGUUCCACCCCUUUUGUUUCUUCCUGGAGCAAUCGCCUUCUUUCUGCCAGACAUGUGCAAGAAGGCAAGCACAGCUGGUAGCAACUACUUCCCUACUAUCAUGUUUCCCUACUAUUAGCUGGGGUUUGAACCUCCAAACUGCCCCCUCCUGGGAGUCUGGUGGGAAGAUCCAGAUAGUGCAGGCCUUUAAAGGACCGGAAAGCAGCGGAUACCAUGCCACGGCUGAGAUCGGCUCUCAAGGUGAAACAUAAGGAAUUCUUCAAAUGUUGCUUUUCUGCAAGAUCUGCCCCAAACUGAAGGAGGUGGAUCCCAAAAGAUGCAUGGUUCAGAUUUCAUCAGCAAUAAGCAGAGAUGUGAUAAAAGCCUGUUCUCUACUGACAGGACUAGGUGGCGGGUCCUGACAAAAUCACACCACGAGACAGGUCUCACGUGGGAGGGUUUUUAUGAAAGAGGAGGGGGCACAGAGAUGGGCUCUGGAAGAAAGAGGAAAGAAGAGAGUGGGGGAAGGAAGAAAGUGGCUUUUAUUGGGGCCCUGGUGCAUGUGUAAGGGGCCAUGCAACAGGGACGACAGCUAGUGGUGACAUUUUGUCGUUGGGGUCCCUCGAAAGCUGGCUAUAAAGAUGCCUGAUUGUCGCGGUGUCACUUUUGGCUGUCCGUGAACAUGCCUGAUUGCUAAAAUCUACAAGGGUGUGAGCACCAUCUCCCAAUAUCAUGGAAGGAAAGACAUGAAAGAAGCGAUCAGAUUCCCUAUGACGGUCCAUAAAUUAUUCUCCCAGCAUCCUCCGCAUCCGAGGCACACAGGAACUGAAUGCAUCAGUGUAAGAAGUCUGGUCUAGUGGUGUCCUUUAGACUUAGGGGACUAAGAGUGCGCUAAGGUGGUCUACUCUCUAGCUGUUUUGCUUGUGUUAUGCCUUUGGUAUAUUUAGGGUGUUGGGCUUCUUUUCCAGGCAGCCCUAUUGUCAGACUUGUUCACAUAAAUGCUACCCUGAGGUUCCCUGUCACCUAACAUCCUCAUGACAGUAAUUGGGGAGUAGUUGGUUGGCUGACGGGUCCAGAAAGUUCUGCUUCCUCUUGCUCAAGGAAAGCCAUACAUAGGCAGCUGAGACACCCUCUGAAGGAGAGGCAGAAGCUCAGCCUUUGCUGCCUGGCCCGUGACUGGACUUAGGAGACGGUGACUGAGGCAGGCCAGUCAUGAGAUGACUCAGUGACUGGCGCAUUCUUGCUGCCAGCUCAGCUCCACAUCCCCAGACCUCCAUGAAUGACAGAUACCAGGACAGCAAUUUACCUGGGACAGAAAGACAAGCUGACUCUCAACCCUUUAACUUUCAAACAAACCGUUCCCUCACUGCCCUGGAUGUAGACUGAGUCCCUAUACUGGAACUGUUAACAGCGACUUCCAGAAGAUGUGCAAGUUCCAUAUGAGAUCUAUAAGAUGUUGCCAAGGCAACCAUGGCAUCUACCCUGAGUUUGCCAAGGCACAAACAGAGGGAACACUUAAAGAACACUCUAGGCCCUACCUGCCUGCACUAUGACUCCCAGAAUCCAUCUCCUGCUGAGAUGGGAAAUUAACCUCCAAGAAUUGUAUGGCUUCCCUGCCUUUUCCUAUUAUAUUUGAAUGUGUCCCUCCCCUCUUCCAAACUCAGGAGAAAAUGAGUCAGCCUCCUCACCUCUACCCUUAUCUCACCUCCCAGAACAAAGACUCUCUACAUAUUGUGGGCAAUAAAACCACCCCAUAUCACCGGGCAGGCAAAAACACAUGUUGAGCCUGCCAUCUUUAAAAGUAUUUGCUUGUUUGCUGAGAUCCUCCAUCCAGAAUUAUGACAAGAGGUGAACUAUGGUGCUCAUGAGUUCUUGGGCAGGCACAGUGAUUGUGGAACGUUCUGGGUGAUGGAUAUGCAGAGAUAGGAGCCUUCCCUGGGCAUCUUCCAUUAUCUGCUCCUAGCUCAAAGUUUACAUGGCAAGUGGUUGAGUUUCUAAAAGAAUGGGAUAGAAAAAAGAAAAUGUAAAGAAGGAAGGAAGGAAGGAAAGAAAGAAGGAAGGAAGGAAGGAGGGAGGGAGAGAGAAAGAAGAGAGAGAGAGAGAGAGAGAGAGAGAGAGAGAGAGAGAGGCAGGCAGGCCACCUAUGUUGAGGAGAGCAUCCUUCCUAGCCUGCAGCCAUUGACUCUCAAAGUGAUUGAAAAAUCUAAGAGCAGGGAGAGAGACAGCUGGCUUUUAUUGCAAACUCCUUCUAUGUGCUCAAGUCCAGACUCAGGUCAUAAAUCAAAGAAUAUUGUGUACUUUGUUGUUUUGAAUCUGAGACUGGUAGUGUCCCUGGGACCUCAUGAGGGAGGGCGUCAUCAUAAGAUGAACAAGGUGACUGUUGGGGGUACUUUCAAGGGGGGGGGGGCGGAUGACUUGGCUAUGCCUAGCUGCAUGUUGUAUGUGGAACUGUUUCCUCAUGUGCCCUUGGUUUCACUCUUUGUGGAAAGUGCUAAGUUUUGUACCUCAAAGCAUACUAGGUCAUGUCUCUAUGCUAUAUCCCUAAAGGUCCACAGCUAUCCUAUCUACCCUGUUACCUAAGAUACACAGAGAGUCUGGAACCUUGUUGUGAAAGGGUCCUUAUUUUUAUAUAAUGCUAUGAAGAUGCUACAAAUGAGCUCCGAUGAAUCUUCUCGACUUUGGCACAUACUGUUUCUAUGACCAGGAGGACCAUAGAACCCCACUCCCUGGGAAGCAUCCAUCCUGAACAACUUCAGAUCAGUAUCCUCCCCCCCCCCCCACUGGCCUCUUCCAAGAUGCCCUGCGGGGCUGAGAGUCCAGAACUCACAGCCAUUUUUUCUCCCUCCACAGUGACUUCUUGAUUCCCCUCCUCUACAAGAAGAAAAUCCAUUUCUGAAACAGAAGAGCUAUGCAGCCAUUAGAGCUUUUAAUUUGAAUUAUUUAUAGUCAGAAUAGACAUGAAUAGAAUAAGAAGCUAGGCCACCUCAUCUUGUCCCCAUGCCAAUGAUCAUGUAAAUGUCACAAUUGCUUAGCUUCAUCCCAUCCACACUUGGACUAACUCACUCAGGGGACUGUUCUCAACUAUGUGGCCUUGCCACAGUAGGUUUGGAGGAAGGGGUCAGGUGUACCAGCUAACUAAACCUUCUCUUAGGAUCCUAUGCUCACGAUAGAUGCAUACCGUCAUGCUAACAUCAAUUGUUUAUAUUUAAUACUGGUUCUAAUUUAAAAUACUACAAGGAAUGGUCAAUUCAACCCAAUGUGGGAGAACAUGCUUUUAAUUCCUGGCACUUGGCAAACUGAGGCAGAAGCAUUAAAGUUCAACAUCUGCCUGGACUGUGGAGCAAGUUCAAGGGCAGUCUGAGUUCCAUGGUGAAGUUUCAGGCAAGCCUGGGCUACAUACAGAGCUCUGGGCUAGCAUGAGCUAACAUAAUGGGACUCCUUCCUACUAAAAGAAAAAAAAGCAGUUUCUUUCCCCCAGUUGCACAAAAACAGACCUCUGUACCUUAACAUUACUUGCCUAGCUCCUAUCUUGGGUAAUUUGUCAACUGAGGACACCCCACAUGCUGGACAUGGGGUCACCCUUUUCAUCAGGUGUGGUAUCUUGGCUUCCGAACCAGUGCAUUAUAUGCUGUCAGAAGUUAUCCAAACAGGAGUAGUGGGGCAUGCCUAUCAUCCUAGGAGUUCAAGGUUUCUCUUACUACAGAACAAGAUAGACAGAGCUACAUGUGAAUGAACACACACACACACACACACACACACACACACACACACACACACAGUGGGGUAGGGAGAGUGGGGAGCUAUCUAAAUGGAAGGAGGCAGAGGCUAGAAUUUUCCAGAAGGUAGACUCACUGGGAGAGAAUAUUUCAGAGAAUGCAGCUUUCAUCCAGGAUGUUUUCUCCAUCCUUGGACCAGAGAAAGAGAAAGUUUUUAGAGGGCUGAUAGAUGCUAGUCCCUGUCUAACUGGCCUACUUUAAGAAUGUCCAAGGGAUGCCCUGUCAGGCACUGCCUAUCAACAUAUUCCCAGCACAGCUCUGUGGAUGCCAAUAGGAGGUUAGUACCUCCCCUGGGUGGAUGCUGACCCCUGACAAGCCCAGCCUGCCUUGUCUGGAGCUCUGAGACCUGUGAGCAGGGGCCAGAAAGCAGAAUAGAAAAAUCAAAGGGAGACAGACCAGCACUGUCAUUUGGGAAGGGCACCCGGAAUAGGAUUCUUGCUGCUACAAGUCAGGGAAAAUCUAGACAUCCCUAAUGGAAAGGGUUGAGAGUUGUAUCACACAGGGGUGCUAGCUGGUUUUGUGACAUGAGUUUUGUGACAUGUGUUCCUUUCAGUGACUACUGUUUCCCAGCCAGUGUGUCACAUGUCACACAGAAUUAGAGAAGUUUUCAUUUAUUUCCUAAAAGCUUGCUGAAUCAAGAAGAUGAGCUUUUAUGGCCUUGUCUUGGCCAGCUUGAAAAUGAAGGAUAUUCGGUCCCCUGGAUGAAUGUCUCAUGGAAUCUGAAUCCAUGAGUCAGUAGGUCGAAAAAAAAGCCGGAUUCCCUAAAAACAAUGUUCCCUGAAUCCAUCUGAGGAUGCUUACCUGGAAACCCCCAAAUAAAGGAUGGACACACCCUGCUUUCUCACUACUAUUACCACACUGCUUUUCCCCUGGACACUGGACUUAGCAGCAGUUCAAGUGCAUUGUGGUCCUGGCUCAGAAUCAUUUGUAAUUCUACAGAAGGUAGAAAGCUGCCACCUCUAAUCUUUCAGGACUUUCAGGAAGUAGAUGACAAGUCUGGGGUGCAGGACCAUCAAUCUGCAGCCGUUCUUAGAUAGCCAGAGACUAGAGUUGGACACAUGCUCAUCAUAGCUAUGUUCCCACCAUAGCAAGAGGCAGGGAGGGAGCAGCAAUAGGGUCCCCAAGUCUUUGUCCCUUCUUCUCCAUUUCACCUCAGAGUCUGUUUGAGCCAGCCAUGGUGGCAUACACCUGCAGUCCCAGUCCAUGGGAGGCAGAGGCAGGAAGAAUGUGUAAAGUUAGAGGACAGCCUGGGCUACACGGUGAGUGCCGGGUCAGCUUGAGGUACAGUGUGAGAUCUUGUCUCCUAAACAAAACAAUGAGAAUAGUAAAAUUCUACUUCCUGCUUCCUGAAGCAGCCUGAGGUCUAGUCAGUGUUCACAGGCCACCACAUUGUUCUUCCCCGAGAAGACUGGUCUUAGAGAAAGGACUCUCUCAGCCUCUGGUACAAGUUCACAGAGACGGGGGGGGGGGGGGGGGGGGGCUCUGGGGAAUCCUUAGGGACCCCUGCAGUGACUUCUCACCGGCAGUCUGAUUUCUCUUCCACAAAUUCAGAAAGAAGUUAGUUGUCCAAGGCAAAGCCAUGGCGAUGCUCACAGAAGCCAUUCCGACUCUGAAGGUCUGGUCCUGCCAGGUGUGGGCAAGCUGUGGUCUGUGGGUACAGGUCACUAACUUAAGCUUAUUCUCAAAGCACAGAUGCAAAUGGCUGGGAUUCGAGCCCUAGAAGCUGGGUGUCUCUGAAGCACAGGUAAAGACUGUUCCAAUCAGUAGCUUCUUGCCUCUUCUUCCAGAAUGUUCCAGUCAGAUGUCAAUCAUGCAUCUUAAUUUCCCACUGUACCUCAUUUAUAUUCUUUUGGGGUUUUGUUUAUUUAUUUUUUCUUCAUUUAGUGUUAGUUGGUGAUUUUCUGCUAUUAAGUGGUGAGACAGCAGGUUAGUGAAAUAAAAAACAUAUCUUUAUAUCAAAUGUAAAUAUUAAUAUAAAUGAACUUGGCAUGCAACUUAAGUGAUCCAACGAAACGAUAUUAUUAACAUGUUAUCUUAUUGUAUAAAGGGAAAAUGGUUGCCAUAUAUGUACCAGAUGUUUUCUGUAACUAAACUUGUCUGUAAAUAUAUAAUCUUAUUUAAAAAAAAGAGUCUAAUUUACCAUUAUUUAUGCAAUAGAAAAAAAUAAAAGUUCUUUUUUUUUUUCCUUCCUUUUGA